Messenger RNA from Candidozyma haemuli, 1356 nucleotides. RefSeq lists its product as uncharacterized. The record is from RefSeq and is a predicted model, not a curated record. Bases 1 to 1356 code for a protein of 451 amino acids. The transcript has a single exon. Lineage: Eukaryota; Fungi; Ascomycota; Pichiomycetes; Serinales; Metschnikowiaceae.
AUGAGCAAAGAUGACGACGUGAUGGAUUUUAUAAAUUCCCUUCCGGACCUGCACCUGGGCACCCCUGGCCCCAAUGAUUCAACAGCUGGCGGUGACGACUUCUUGGAGUUCCUUGACGAGUUGUCUGCCCAUGAGAAAUCUACGCCUCAAAAGGGUAAACUAGGCCCUAGAAAGGAUAAGAAGAUUGAGCCAGUCAAGAAUAAGCCUGUUGAGAGUGCUCUGUCUUCUGUGACUGAAAAAGCUGCUGAGGUUGCUGACUACCUUCUGCCUCAGCUUCCAGCAGAGAAGAGUGCUUCAGUAGAGCUUCAGGAGAAGAUUGAAGAGGCUUCUCAAAUGAGUGACCCAUUUGCGUCUUUAUCGCUGUGGUGGUCGUCUGAGGGAUCCAAGAAAGCUCUGUCUUUGUGGGGCUCCUUAACCUCGAAUGCAACUCAGUUGGGAGAGCAAACAUACCAAUUGGCAUCCAACACGUCCCAGCAGAUAAGCCAUUCUAGGCAGAAGCUUUUGAGCGAGAAUCCUGCUUUGGAUAACGACCAGGUUUCUCAUAUUACAUCCAGACUUAACACGAUUCUUAGCAGUGUCUCACAACAAAUCAAAGAUGGCCUUAUGGACCGUGAAGACGAAUUGUUGAACAUUAUGCUCGUGUAUGACGUUUCAAAUAUGGACUAUUUGGAUAAGGUUUGUGCGUCAAAGUUUAACAAGGUUAUGUCGCAGGUUGAAGGUGGUAUCAGGGUAACGGUGAGCAACUUCAACCAUCGCCAUGAACUGCGUGAAGGAACAGGUCCUUAUUUCGACUUGGAUAUUUUCUUUGGCAAGAUUAUUGAUGGUGAAAAGUUGUGCUACGCCAACCUCGAUUCAUCUAUUAAGGAUUACCUCAAAAUCACGGAAUCUGAAGAAAAGGCUGAGGCCGCUGACAAAGAGAAGGAGUUGAAGGAGGCUGAGGAGAAGCUCAUGGCCAGAGAAGGCGAUUUGGAUAUCAACAGCAGCAAUGUCUUCAUUGCUAUCCAGCCUAUCAGUACCGGUAGCGCUGAAAAAUCUAAAGAGCCAACUGAAAGAGAGACUUCAGCCACAGCUCCUGUUCUCAUUGACUCUACAAAUUCAGAGUCGUUUGCAUUUGCCUUGAUUUUAAAGGAUAUCACCAACAAAAUUACCAUUUCAACGAAAUCCCAGCCGUUCCCAUUGAAAUGGGCCAGAUGGGUUGCAGGUGAUAGAACGGAAGUACAAGAAUUCUUUGGAGGUGAAAGCACUGACGAAGCUGUUGAUCCAAGUGAAUGGGUCAAGGAAUGGAUCCAAGACGGUCUUUCGCUCAGUUUCGCCGUGUUGGCCCAGGAAUACGUCACUAAAAGAAUGGGUAUCUAA